UAAUAGCGCAGCUCCGUUUUCACCGAAGAUCCGGAAUAAUUGAUGUAAACAAAUCACCACAUCCAAAUGGGCAGAUGAAUGUUGUUUAUCGUAAUAGUCCGACUCGCUCGGGAAAAUCUGGUUCUUCAAGAAGUCGACCACCGACAACCGAUUUGCAUAGUAGUGGCAUUAAACAAGACUCUGACAAUGAACGUGACAAUGGGUCGACUAAUAGAACCCGCACAACUCAGGAUCCAGCACCGUUCAAGGCUAGUAAUCAUAAUCCAGUUUCGAAAGUUGUAAAAAGUGGUGCUGAUGAGACUGUUAUUACUUCAUCAGAUACGGGUUUUCAUAAAAUAUAUAGAAUAAUUGAUGAAAACAAAGCAUCACCGGUGAAUCAGCAAGGAAACAUCGCUGGUCGUCUAGGUGAAGUUCAAUUGCAAGUACGUUUUUGUUUUAACGAUCAGUCAGCAUCGAUGGAGUUGCACAAUGCAGGUGUUGGAAAAGGCGUGUUUGGGAGAGAUGAAGAUCAAGCUUCGGAGAAAGUGGAGGAUACAUCCAUGGAGGCGGUUGAGAGAGAUGAAGACCCGGCUUCGGCGAAUGAUGGUAAUGCAUCCAGGGAGGAGGUUAACAGAGAUGUUGACGAAGCGUCGGAGAAGGCUGACGAAGCGUCGGAGAAGGCUGACGAUACAUCCAGGGAGCAGGUUAACAGAGAUGAAGAUCAGGCGUCGGAGAAAGCGGGUAAUCGUAGUCCAUUGGUAGAACCUUCUAUAGUUGAUGGAAAGAACUCACAACCAUUGGAUCGGGAGGAAAAUAGCAUCGAUCGUGAAGGUGGGAUUCGGAUGGAAAUAAGUGUUUCUUUUAUCGAUCAGUCACCUUCGACGGGGUUACGGCAUAGAGAUUCUAAACAGGACAGCGUAUUGACAAUUCCUCGAGCAACAUAA
Molecule: messenger RNA, 923 nt
Organism: Didymodactylos carnosus
Lineage: Eukaryota; Metazoa; Rotifera; Eurotatoria; Philodinida; Philodinidae
Source: the annotation of a GenBank genome assembly